CGAGUCGUCAUUACUCUACUACCUUCCUCUUUUGUAGACUCCCUUCGAAAGAAAAAACAACAAUCCAAGGCGGAUGAGGCCGGUGAAUUCUGUGAUCGAGCUGACUCCGAAGGUGGUCUGGACGAGAAGGAAUCCUCAAAUGCCGCCUCCUCAUCUCUCUCCCUUAUCGGCGGAGGGGGUGGUUGUGGUGAUUCGACUCCAGGCGGUCAUCCAGCAUCCUCUUACGUCAAUGCCAGCACUGUGGUUGCAGCUGCUCUCGCUGCCGCUGCUGCUCAACGUUCUACGGGGAAGGUGACAGCCUCUGCCACGGCCUCGCUUCCUUCUACAUUUCCUUCAGGGCAGUCUCACCUCCCACUGUCGCCUAGCUCUCAGGGGCAUCAUCACCACAAAGCGGAGAGAAGUUGGAAACCUGGAUCUUGGUUGAGGCGAUCGUUUGUGUUGUUGUGGAGGAGAAGACCGUCGCCGAAUUCCGGAGCUUUAACUUCCUCACCUUCCUCGAAACCUCUUCCUCAGGACGACAUUAUGAGUAUCAUUGCAUAUCAUCAAGCUAAGGCGAGUAGACAGUGUCGACCACCCGGUGCAAAUAUCCUCCUACUUGGCGAGUGUAUUCUUGAAGGUGUUCUAACUGAAUGGUUGGGUCCGGGAGGUCUGGGAAACGGAGGUGGUGGCGGUGGUGGUGGUGUGAGUGGCGUGUGCACCCCGCCUCCUCCCUCUGCGUCGUCCAUUUCCUCAGCGUUCUCGGUUACGGGUCUUCUGGUACUACAAGAUAAUCCUCAGUGGGCGAAAUCGCGACUCCUACUCAUGCGGACGUCUGCCGGUUAUGUGCUUGAGGUCUAUACACCACCUGAGUCCAACUGUCCUCGUUACGGUAUCACCUGUAGUCUAAUAGCUGAUCUCCGUCGUUUACGACCUGCAGAACUCACUGACUUCCGUAAUUACGUCUUUCUUCUAAAGACGGAGUCUGGAGAUGAGAAGAUCUUCGAAGCCUCCUCUUCCAAUGAGGCAGCCUGUUGGCUAGCAGCUAUUCGCAAAUGUCUCCCACCUCUUCGCCGUUGCCUCACAAAUCCCACCACACUGGCGGCUGCAGCUGCAUCCGCCAUUGCUGCUCGCCAACCGCCCUCACCCGGCACUGGAGGUCAUCAUCAUGCCAACAGUGGUGGUGACUGGUUGGUUUCUCUUGACAGCGGCGGCAGCGGCAAUCCUUCAGCUCAACCGAUUCCUCCACCUCUGCCUUCACUCUCAUCACCUCCUCAACUCAUCCAACCUAUUCCCACGACAGCUAUUUCCUCGACGGCGACAACGACAAACUCGGGAUUCGAGUUUCAGAGGCAGGUCGCUCCGCCUUUAUUGAGUUCCGCUCCAAAGUCGAAGCUGCUUGGCACUGGUGAUGACUUUGCACGUCAGCAUUCAGACUCUUCCAACACAGGUAUGAUGAUGGAUUCCACGACUCUCCACCACCACCAUCACCACCAUCUUCCACAGUCCCACUCGCAGCAGUCGAAUUCCUCCCUUAUGCCCAAACAGAUCUCCUCUCAACAGCCGCUCACUUCUCAGGGUGCUGGAACUCUCGUAUGUCCGCUUCCUUCCCGACCACCCGCCGCUUUCCAUCGAAUCGCGCCAACAGAACACCCUUCAGUUACCACCACCACCACCACUGCACCAAAUACCGCAGUCGUCACAAUAUCUGGCGAUGUGACCACCGGUGGCCAUCUGGACAACAGCUGUAGUAGUAAUCCCUUUGCAUGUGAUAAGUUGCUCUCCAAUUACCCCUGGUACCAUGGGACUUUGUCGCGAGUAGCAGCCACCGCAUUCGUGCUCGGACAGCCGGCUGAAGUGGAUGGGAUUACAACGACAGAGGGAAGUGGAGGCAAUGGUGGUUCCCCGACAGCGCUUUUCUCCUCGUCUGGAACGAACCACUCAGUGGCUUCCGGCUUGUCGGAUGGAGUGUUUCUGGUCAGGCAGAGUGAAACGCGUCUGGGAGAAUUUGUGCUUACUUUUAGUUGUCAUGGCAAAGCUAAGGUACAUUUCUCUCUGGCUUUGUUAGUAUACAUGAAAGAUUUUUUGGUUAAUCAAUCGGUAAAAUGUUUAAGGCCUGCUGAACGCUUAGAUUAUGUGCUUUUUUACAAUCAGUUUCCAGUCCCUUUGGCUGUGUGGAUCUAUGCAUUGGCGAUCGAAUUUUGUGGACAGCUCAAUUUGCAAUUAACUGAAGUCCAUGACACGGCUGAGAUACCUUUCUUUGUGGUUUGGUUUUCGGAACCUAAUAAAAGCGGCAUAAUUUCACGACUUCUCAUAACAGGUUGA
Molecule: messenger RNA, 2301 nt
Organism: Rodentolepis nana
Lineage: Eukaryota; Metazoa; Platyhelminthes; Cestoda; Cyclophyllidea; Hymenolepididae
Source: the annotation of a GenBank genome assembly